AUGCCACCAAACAGCAAAACUCUCACCGCAUCAUGCCACUGUAAAGCCACCCACUUCACCUUAACCCUUCCCGCGAACGCCCUCCCCCUCAAAGUCCACAUCUGCCACUGUUCCGUCUGUCGCUAUACCCACGGCACACCAUGCAUCUUCCACGCCCCACUCCCAGCAGGCAUUGCACCGCAAUUCAUCGCCCCGUCCAGCAUGGACAAUCUGACAGCCUAUGCCCACGCUGAGUCUCAGAGCACACGGUAUUUCUGCAGUACCUGUGGCUGUCAGAUCGGGGACAAAGGACACGACGAUGGCAACUGGGUGGUCUCUACUUCUAUAUUCACCGAGCCGAACGACGGCCUGUGGGAGAUGCGAUCCAAUGUAUUUACGGACUCUUCGGCAGACGGAGGUCUUUCGGCGAUGGUUUCGUGUAUUGAUAAUCGCCAGCUUAAAAUCUGGAAUCCGGAGACAUCGUCUGAUACCAAGGCUGCUGAAAGGGACGAAACAAAUGCAAGUGAAGGCUUGUCUGAAGAGUUACGCGCUGAAUGUCACUGCGGUGGAGUUCAAUUCUCUAUUUCCCGUCCUAGCAAAGAAUUCCUCGCUAGUCCUGCGAGCAAAGGGUGGGUUCUCGAGCAGGAUACAAGCAAGUGGCUUGCAUGUCUUGAUCUAUGUGGUGACUGCCGUUUGGUGAAUGGGUCAAAUGUUGUAGGUUGGUUGUUCGUUUCGAAAGAUCAUAUAUCACCUCUGCCACCGGCGGAUUUGAUUGUCGGGUCUUCGAAGGGUUACAAAUCUAGUGAGGGUGUGUUGCGGACAUUCUGUGGGACGUGUGGUGCUACGGUGUUUUAUAGCUGUGAUGAGCGGCCGGAUAUUGUUGAUGUGGCGGUUGGGAUUCUGCGUGGCUCCAAGGGGAUCAUGGUUGAGGAUUGGGCUUUGUGGAGGGCUGGGAGGAUUGCUGGGGCGAAUGAUGGGUUGGAGUAUGAUCCUGGAUUUACUAGAGCAUUGAUUGAGGGGAUGAAGGUAUGGGGGGAGGGAGAAGGGGAUGCCUGA
Penicillium bovifimosum is the source of this 1035-nucleotide messenger RNA. Its product is annotated as GFA family protein. The transcript has a single exon. Gene Ontology annotation, molecular function: carbon-sulfur lyase activity. The record is from RefSeq and is a predicted model, not a curated record. Lineage: Eukaryota; Fungi; Ascomycota; Eurotiomycetes; Eurotiales; Aspergillaceae. Bases 1 to 1035 code for a protein of 344 amino acids.